AGUACCGUACGUAUCUUUUGGUUGCUACAGGGCUUCUUUCAUUCAACUAUUCAAAAUUUGGUCUAUCCUCGAACAGAAGCGAAGUAGAAUGACCUUGUCGAAAACGCUCGCUGUUUCMAUUGGUUUUGUGUUUCACCUCCUCUUGAUGCUUGUAUCGGGCACCGUCCAUCCAACGAUGCAGAGAGCUUCAUCGCUUGUUCGAACCGUGGCGGUCGUCGGUGGCACGCACGGAAACGAGUACACGGGGGUAUUCUGUGUCAAGGCCCUCGAGCGGCAGCUAUCGAAAGGAAACGCCAGCGCAAGCUAUCCGUUUCAGAUUUCGACGCUAAUCGGAAAUCCCGAGGCGUUCAAAGCGAACAAACGGUUCGUCGAUCAGGAUUUGAACCGGCAAUUCUCUGGAGCAGCUAUGGCUGCUGCAAAGGCCUCGCUUCCUAGUGCCUUGUCGGUGGAGCAACGACGAGCAAUAGAAAUCGACGACUUGCUGGGGCCAAAGUUUGGCGGCAGCGGAGAUGAGGGCACAAAUAAGCCCCCUGCCAUGGAUUUCAUCAUCGACCUGCACACAACGACUUCAAACAUGCACACAUCCCUGAUUGUCGGCCAAGGCGACCCCCUUACGACGCAAGCGGCGGCGUACGUCAUGCAUAAGUGUCGUGAAAAGAACUUCAACGUGUGCAUUAUGAUGCACACCCAUAAAAAUCAGGAAGCACGUCCGAACCUCGCCACCAUUGCGCCGCACUCGUUUACGAUCGAAAUUGGUCCCGUGAGUUCAGAAUUGGUUUCGUGUCUUAUCGAACCGACGAUGCCUGUUUCUGUGUGGUGAUGCUGAUCGAAAGCUGACGACGAGAUUUACCUCUAUGUGCCACGAUCCUUUGGGUCAUGGCUUGGCAGGUUUUCGCAGCGCAUCAUAAUUUCCAGCUGUUGUGAAAUGUUUGCCAUUCGUUAUACUGUAUUACUGACUGACCUUUUUUACUUGUUUUUAUCUUGUCUUUUUGGCGUUCCUUGAUUUGAAUUGAACUCGUAAUCGUUGUCCGUUCCUCGCCUUGCAAACAAAGGUUCCGCAAGGGGUCCUGCGACAUGACAAAGUGGAAGAAAUGCAAGCAGCCUUGAACAGUGCUUUGGAGUUUUUGAAACGACACGAAAAAGAACCAGAAAAGCUUUUGGACGAACUCAAGGAGUGCUAUCCCACCGGAAGAAUCCCAUGUUAUCGGUCUGCGGCGGCCAUAAGGAAGGGUGAAAUGUCCGCCAAACUGGUGUGGCCGUCGGAUCCAGACAACGAGAACUUCCCGCAAUGGCUGGUGCACAAGGAUGUACAGGACCAAGAUUUCAAAGAGAUCAAGACAGGCGAUCCUCUCUUUGUCGAUUUAGAUGGAGAAGUAAUACCAUACGAUGGAUCUCACGGGUCUCCAAUCCUCGUGAUGUUCGUCAAUGAGGGAGGAUAUUACUAUGCAAGCAGUGGAACUGGAAUAUCGAUUGCGCAGAGGGAUGAAUUUGAUUUGGCAACGGGGACACUCAUCCCAAAAAACAAUUCAGAUACAAAAUAAUAAGCAGGUGUACCCAGCUACAUAUCUUGGAAUAUGAAUACGACUUAUAGAUUUGAUUCGUUGACUGAAAUCAAGAAUAGCAAGCUUC
Messenger RNA from Pseudo-nitzschia multistriata, 1629 nucleotides. The record is from the annotation of a GenBank genome assembly. Lineage: Eukaryota; Bacillariophyta; Bacillariophyceae; Bacillariales; Bacillariaceae.